AUGUCUAAGGAAAAUCCUAGUAUUAGUACAGACUUUAUCUUACCUGAUAAAGUGCCUUUACCAAAGCCUAUUCCAUUUCCUCAAGCAACUAAUCAAAUAGAUUUAAACAAGAUUUCAAACGGAACCUUUUAUACAGUGCUACAGUUUAUGACAGAUCAUCCUAAUAUUUCUAUAAAAGAAGAAAAAGAGCAAAGUUUUAUAAUGAAUGUUAAUAGGAGUAAAUCUGUUUUAAGCUUACUUGGUAUUAUUGGUGGACUUUGGAGUACCAUUACAGCUCUUUAUAUAUUUUUAUUUGGAUUGGGAUCAAUUUCUCCAUGGGGUUUUAUGCAAAAGAAGCUAUUCAAAAAUAAAUAUAAAGAAAAACUCUUACCGUUUGUGGUUGAUUUACAAUCUGGCGAAUUUGAUACUAAAGAAAAAUCAAACAUCAAAGAAAAUAAAAAUUCCUCAAUGCAAAAACGACUUGAUAACUUAGAAAAAAGAGUUAGACUCUAUGAAAACAUUAUCGAUAUCUCAUUAUUAACUUCUAUUGAAAAAGAUAGUAGCUCUCCUAAUGUGAAUAAUGGAGAGAUGGAUAUAGAUUAA
This is a messenger RNA of Dentiscutata erythropus, 582 nucleotides long. The record is from the annotation of a GenBank genome assembly. NCBI's taxonomy places the organism in Eukaryota, Fungi, Glomeromycota, Glomeromycetes, Diversisporales, Gigasporaceae.